UGGAAAUUAUUUUAUUUAGAUGGUAAUUUAACAGAGGCGAGUGUCCUGUCCUUAGUUAGAAGAUUGUAGAUUGCUCUUAGCGGGAGAGGAAGUCGGUUAAAUGUCAAUCUGAAUCAUUAAAUGAUUUAGCAAAACAUUUUUUUUAAUAUAAAGUAACCCUUACGUUAACAACAACAAGAGUAUAAAGAAUAAAAUGCAUUUUUUUAUAGUAUACAGACACACUUUUUUUGUUCAAUACUGCUGUUUGUUGUUAUGACAUGAUUAGGAAUUAGUUAUUUGUUUCGGGAAUAGGGUAAAGUUUUACUUAGCGACGAUGACGUAAAGUUGGUUAAAAAACAAGAACGCUCUAAGUGACGCUACAAAGAAGACGCUUCGUGUAGAGCAGUACAAUAGACAUACGGAUUUACGGACAUAGCUGACAUCGGACGAUUCCCUUCUUGAUUAUUAAAUAUAUUUGUAAAACAACAUCAGCGUCGACUACAUAUUUUGAUUGUUUCGGCCUUUCGCCGGUGUUACUGAAGUAGUUCGAGUUCAGCGUUACUUCCAGUCAGACGUAAAUCUACACGAGUUAUAUUUCAAAGAAUCAACACCGCGCGGAAGCCUUAACAUUGUCAGCAAAUAGAUCUUACGAAACAUAACGUAUCCUUCCCUUUUAUGGGUAUUUACAGUUCUCCUAUACAAUACACACAGAUAAAUGGUUAACUAGUAAACCCAAUAUGUAACUUCUUUUCAAUGGGUUUUCAUUUUAACACUUUGAAAUGACAACAAAAAAAAAUAUUUACAUAACAUAACGUCAACAGUAGGGUGAACAUGGUUAAAAUUAGCACAUGAACGAUCUAGACAAGGAAGUAACAGGCCUACAUUUAAAAGGGCUUACAUUAUAAAUGUAUAUUGAAAAAGAUCUUUUAAGAUUGAAUAAAAAUAGUUAUGUCAUAAAUAAAAUUCAUAGCAUAGUAUUGGAUAGGCAUUUUUUAAUAAAGUUUUUAGUUCUUAAAAAUUAUAAACUUUUACUUCUAUCGGAAUUGUGCAGAAAAUGGACCAAAAACUGCAAGAAAGCUCGCCGGAAGAUGAAAAAGAUAAAAUCACAAAACUUGAAGAUUUAGCAUUGUUGAUGGAAAAAGAAUUGCAAUCAUUUGAAGCGAGUGUUUCUAAAGACAAGUCGGAAUCUCAUAACGAAUCAAGUCUGGAUAUUUCAAAACAUUCAGAGAACGUACUGGAAGAAGUCGAUUUUCUCAUAAUGGGAAAGGCAGGAAGCGGUAAAAGCUCCCUUGGGAAUUCAAUAAUGAGGAAAGUUGUUUUUCAAUAUGGAUCUUCUUUCAUGACUUAUGGAGACCUAUAUGAACAGGAAAGCUGCACUGAUUUUCUUGAUUGGGUUUCUGAACAGAAAAGCGGCGUCUUCCGAGAAUUCCUAGAAGAGUGUGAAAACAGAAUAGUCAUAUUCAAUAAUAAAACUUCUGACAAAGAAAGACAAGAAGGACAGCUAAUGAAGUUGUUAAAUAUUGUCAAGACUUUAAAAUUACAAAAUUGUCGCUACGCGGAUGAACAUUAUUUUACUGGAAAAACCAAUAGAGAUUAUUUAACGGUAGAAGCCCAGAAAGACUUCAUUGAAAAAGAGGCAAUGGAAGGAGCCAAUUUUAUAAAUGAGACACUGAAAAUUCUACUAGGAAGCCGAGGAUCAGAUAGAGAUAUUUUACUGUUUAAUGAUAUGCUAAAUAAAGCUAAUCACUUACAGAAAUUUAUUCAAGACAAAGACAAAGGCACUGGGGUUCUGGGCUCAGUUUCCCAUUAUGUUUCUUCUAUAAUAUCUUCCAUUGAAAAUGAGCUUCAAAUCUAUAACAGAAUAACCGAAGAAAAGGAAAAAUUUAAAUUAAAAGUAAAAUUAGAAGCAGCCGAAAAUUGCUUAAAACUUCAGAAAAUUCGAGAGGAAUAUGAACAUAAAAUUAAAAAGGAUAAACGGCUAGAAGCUCUAAAGAUGGAAAAACUUCAAGAUCAGAUUAAACGUAUGGAAGAUUUAAAGCGAUCGUGGCGGAGGGAGAUGAAUAAUCUCGAAAGAAAACAUAGUAUUGAGAGGUCAGCUUCUAAUCAGCAGUAUCAGUUCUUGGCAAAACAGUUUGAUGAAAUAAAAUCAUUGUACGAAAAACAAUCGCGCAAGGAACAACCAGAGAAACUCACUUUCAAAGAAAAAAGACAAAUGAUCAAAGAUCUACUCUCAGGAUUACUUACAGAGAGAACAAAUAUGUUCGUCAGAAAUAAUUUCAUACACCACGACGUAUCGACGCCGAAGUCAAAUCCUGUUCAACAAAGCUUCAGAGAUAAUGCAAAGGAGACAAAGGUCACGACUUUAUCUAACACAAUUACAAUUCCAACUGAAAAACACGACGGACAAAGCAACACAAACGUUUUAAGUGAACCUGGACAGUAUGUAACUGCACAUGAAGAUAGUGUAAAAGAAAUGUCUACGCUUGCACCACAAAACAUUACCAACCCCAACCCAUUUGCCACGACUGCUAUAGAACCUUUUGAAAGCGAAAGAAAUUUAGAUGACUAUCAAAGUAAAGCGACUGAAGUAACGACAACUGUUCCAGAGACCGAGAAUUCCUGCAGAAGUGAUUUAUUAAAAUGUAAAGACAGUCACCAGCAUGAGAAAAACCCAUUUGGUUUGCUUGAAGUCGAGAAUCUUGUCCCUUCCAACGACAGAUCAAAUAACGUCUUAGGCUCCAACAAGAAAGACUUUGACAAAGAAAACGUCAAGAUCAGUGAUCAGCUUAGGCCUAUUCCAGCCGAGGACAGCAGCUUGCCUAAGGAGGAGCACAUUCCAAAUAAGAAUAAUGUAACAGACAAAAAUCAAAGUUAUGAUUCCAAUGAAAUUAUGAAAACUAAAAAUAAUUCUGAAAGAAUUAAGGAAGGUAGCCCAGUCCAAAUAGAUCUACUUUUAAUUGGGAAAACUGGCAACGGAAAAAGCGCUUUGGGUAAUUCUAUUCUGAACAGAAAAGUUUUUCGUAGUGAUAAUAGCACAAGUUCCGUCACUAAGAUUGUUCAAAAGGAGACUAGUGAGGUCAGCGGCAGAAUUGUAACUGUGGUAGAUGGACCUGGAGUUGGAGAUACGGAAAUAAUAGCUGAACAUGGUCCGGACUUGGUCAUUGAAGCUUUAUCAAGUGCAGUCGCAGAAAAUCCCAGAGGAUUCCACGCAUUUCUAAUAGUUUUGAGAUAUGGAGUAAGAUUUACCUUAGAAGAACAGAAAACAAUUAUCUUUUUGAAAUUAAUAUUAGGUAAAAAUGUUUUUAGGAAAUUUGGUAUUCUUGUCAUGACUUGUGGCGACCUGUUAGAAAAAGAAACGGAUUUCCAGAAAUGGGUAUUACGACAAAUGGGAUAUUAUAAAGAUCUUGUUAGAGAAUGCAAAAACAGAAUAAUCUUAUUUGACAAUAAAACUAAAGAUAAAGCAAAAAAAGAAAGACAAUUUAAUGAGCUUAUGAAAAUAAUUGAUCAUCUUAUAAUGGAAAACUGUCGGUAUUCAAAUGAAGAGUUUGAACUGGCUCGAUCAAUACGUCACGAAAUCAUCUUAGAAUCUAAGAAGCCGGUCAUAGCUGAAGAGACGAUGCUUGAGGCCAAUCUAAUAAUGCAGGGAAUUGCAAGCCAUCAGGAUAAAUUUGAUGACGAUUCAAUCAUGCAACUAAAAGGGCUUUUAGCAAGAGCUAUGGCAUUACAUGAAAAUCUUCUUGCGAAUGAUAACAGAACAGGUCUAUUGACAGACUUGAUAUCACACGUAGAAACGGUGAAGAAUACAAUUGUAAUUCAAAUACAGGUGUCAGAAAAGCUAGUCGACAUACAUAAAAGAAUGGAGGAAAAAGAAUUACAGUUACAGCGUAAACAUGCGCAAGACGUAAUGACUUUAAAGAAUGAGCUUAAUGAACUCUAUCUAGAACAGAAAGCAGAAGAGAAUAGAAAACACAUGGUUAUGGAAGAAAAAUUGCAAAAAGAAAUAGAAGAGUGUGAAGCCAAGAAUAAAUCUCUGGCAAACGAGAACGGCAGAUUGUUUCAGCGGUUAAAAGACAUAGAAAUCUCAAACCGAAAAAAUUUUUUGUCUAAGCUUCAAUCUAAAAUCUCCAAUGCAUUUAAAAGAAAAAUAAAAGAAAAACAACUGAAAAGUCAGACGGAAUUUUAUAAGAAAAUGGAUUCCGAUGAUGAACAAGACGACGAGAAGAGUUUGCGUGACACCUAGACGGACCCUAUGGGCCAGGCAUUCUCAUGAAUUGCGUCACACAGCAACGUCAUUUCAAAGAAUAACAUCAAAUAACAACACUAUAAGACCAUUUAUUAUGUUUCGUUAUAAACAAUUAUUGCUACAAUUGAAUGAAUUUUAAUGAUAUUUUGUGAAUUUAUAUGUGGAUCAAUUUAUAUCUCUGUCGAUAUAUGUUUCUGUCAUUACAUAUCUAUAUAAA
Molecule: messenger RNA, 4439 nt
Organism: Biomphalaria glabrata
Lineage: Eukaryota; Metazoa; Mollusca; Gastropoda; Planorbidae
Exons: 8
Coding region: 1034-4219 (1061 amino acids)
Molecular function (GO): GTP binding
Source: RefSeq, a predicted model, not a curated record